AUUUUUCAUCAACUGAAAAAGGAAUUGAGCUAAAUCCCAUCAUGCAUGGUAAAUCUAAUCUGCUUGUGCUGACUGUUGUACAAAGAUGACAAAUAGAUUGCCAUGGCAAAUUUUUAGUUUUUAUUUCCUUCUCUAGAUUGGCGUAAACACUGUCAUAUCAUCCAAGAUUGGCUUUCUGUCAUAAAUGAUCUAUUCUGCUUAAAUAGAGUGCUUGUUAAAUCCAAAUAAAUCAAAUCCAAUGGUGAAAAAUGUCAUGUAGGCCAAUACCUAAAACAUUUGAAUAUCUGGAUACUCAAAAAAUCUUAGAAGAUAGAUGUUUUAUGGUAGAUGUAAACAUGAGUAGCCUGCUUCAGGAGUCAGGGAGAGUAAUAUAAAAGCUCAAUGAAUGAUGAAUGCUUUGUCAUUAUUCUUAUGAAUGAAGUUACAUCACCAGCAGCAUAUUUCUGUUCACGAAACAAAAACAAGCCGUGGUUCUACUACUAGCAGUGUAAUGAUUAUGUAUGGUUUGUCACAGUAAUUCCAGUUAUGGAUGAAUUGUGAACCUGGAAAUUCAUGUUAUGGUUGACUUAAGAUAAGCUCUUAUAGUGUUAGGAGAAAAAACAAGACAGGAGUUGUAAUAGAUAAUGAUAUGAGAUGAUAAAGGUGAUGAUUCUUACUCUAAAUGGUCAAAAGAAUAUUGACAUGUAAACAUACCUUAUGUAAUUGUUGAAUAUCUCAUUCCUAGGCUAAUAUUUUUAUAACAGGCUCCACUCUUCAGGGAAGGUUUUCCACCAGAUUCACCAGGUCAGGCAAUAAGGCCUGUCUCACAGUUUGCACUCCAGUUCAUCCUGAGGGUGUUGGAUGGGGUUGAGGUCAGGGCUCUGUGCAGGCCAGUUCUUCCAUACUAAACUGGGAAAACCAUUUCUAUAUGGACCUUGCUUUAUGCACAGGGGUACUGUCAUGUUGAAACAGUAAAGGGACUUUCCAACAAAUACAGGAGGCACACUGUAAAUAAAAUAUUAUAUGGUGUAGUAUUAAGAUCUUCUUUAACUCAAACUAAGGGUCCGAUCCUAAACCACAAUAAGCAGGACCAAAAGCACAGACAAGAAUGUGGACAAGUUUGUCCACAUACAUUUGGCCAGUCAUUAGAAAUUCAUGUUCUUUGUUGGUUUUGUUAAAAAAAUAACUUCCUUGUGUCCCUCCCUAGACAUCUGAGUACUGCAAAAACCAGUGCAGAUCAACAUGGACUCUCCAGUGAAGGCUCAGAGGGCGAGGGUAGCCGUGACACCGGCAGCAGCUCCUGAAGGUUGCUACGCCUGGUUCAUCCUGCUCUCCUGCUUCAUGGUCUUUGGUUUAACCUUUGGGGUCAUCAAGGCCUUUGGUGUAUUCUAUGUUGAGAUACACCAAUACUUUGAAACCACAGCAACAGGGACAUCCUGGAUCACCUCUAUUGCUGUGGCUAUCAUUCAUGUUGUGGCUCCGGUAGCAUCUGCUCUGAGUGCGCGCUACAGCCAUCGCUCUGUAGUGAUAACGGGUGGACUGCUUUGCAGCUUAGGAGUGGUGAUUGGGGCUUUUGCUCGUAACCUGAUUGAACUCUACUUAACAGUGGGAUUCCUAAAUGGUGAGCAGUUUGAUGCAAACACACAAAUAAAACACAAACACAAAAACACACACACACAAAUAUAUCAUUCACUGGUCUCCUUCGCUGCAGGUGUUGGCUAUGCACUGACGUGGACCCCCACAGUGACCAUGGUUGGCUUGUAUUUUGAGAGGAGGCGUCCGGUGGCAAACGCCUUGGCCAGUGCAGGAGAGUGCAUCUUUACCUUUAUCCUCACGCCCCUGUUCCAACUGUUGAUUGACUGCUACUCCUGGAGGGGUGCUAUGAUGAUCCUGGGGGGUCUGCAGCUUAACCUGUGUGUGUGCGGAAUGCUGCUGAGACCCCUAAAAGCCACCAGAGACCAUUUAAGUGAGGUCAAAGCAGAGGAUGAAGGCUUGUCCCUGGAAUUGCUCGCAAAAGAGGACUUGGGUCAGGACAAACCAAGCUAUCUUGGGUCAGAGGAGCUAAGAAAAUCUGAAGGGGCUGAUCACAAGACAAUAAGUGCAUGUUGUGAAGGUGGUGAAAUUGAUCAGGCCCCUGAAGUGAUACCUAAUUUGACUAUGGCGGUACAAGACUCAAACAGCAGAGCUAAGAGGGCUAAACUCAGAACCAAAAUCCGUCAUUAUGUAGAUUACACCCUCAUCACCAAUGCACGAUUCAUGGUCUACUCAAUGUUUGGGGUGUUUGCUGCGCUCGGUUUCUUUGCCCCAGCUCUAUUCCUGGUGCCAUAUGCUCGCAGUAAGGGGAUUGAGGAGUACCAGGCAGCUGCACUCAUGUCCAUCUCUGCAGUGCUGGACCUGUUUGGGAGGGUGUUCUUUGGCUGGGUGGCAAACUUGAGACUGGUGGAGAUGGUGCAGCAGCUGACAGCUACAGUGAUUCUGUUGGGUAUUGUAUUACUCCUUUGCCCACUGGCCUCCACGUUCUUGGAGCUGGCUGCUUUCAGUGCAGCUUACGGCUUGGUGUACGGUGCCACGGUCGCCAUCCAUAUCACUGUGCUGGUUGAGGUUGUGGGUGUCCACAGGCUCGGAAGCGCACUUGGGUUUUUCAUGCUCAUACGCAGCAGUGGAGGCCUGCUUGGACCGCCCAUUGCUGGAUUCUUCAUUGACAAGAUGAGUGAUUACGGGACGGGUUUCCUCAUGGCGGGCGUAGCUCUCAUCGUCUCCGCUCUGUUCCUGCUGCUCCUCCAUCAGAUGAACCGCAGGGGUCAGGAAUCAACCACCAAGAGCAGUAAUAUGUAUACAGACAAAAUGGAACAAAGCAGCUGAGGAAAGAGCUAAAGCAAAAUAGCAAGAAAUGACACAAAUGAAGGAAAAACUCUUUCUGUGGCUUAUAGAUCAAAUGGUCAAAAUGAGAUCUUGAUCUCAAGUACACAGUCAUAAAGGGAAGAUGAUGGUAAAGAAUCUUCCACCGGAGGAGCCUUUUGGAGUCGACUGUUUUCUGUCUGCAGGUGAAACAUGUGGAUGGUUUUGAGUCCUCUCUGUCUGUCACAUAAACCAGAGUAAUGAUCUGGCAGGAAAUGAUAAAAUGUAUUAAUCAUUGAAAGCCAGUGACUUAUUAGCCUUAUUCUAUGCAGCUGAUUUGUACCGUAAAGAGGAAAAACAUGUUGUUUAACAAAGGCAGAACCAAGUGAAGUCAUUCUUCAACUGUUCAAAGAAUUGAACAACUGAACUCAAUUUCUGGAAUCAUCGAAACUUCACUCAGAUGAAUGCUCACUAAUCUUUCUACAAAAUACACACUGAAAGCACAAAACCUCAUGAUUCUAUCUAAGUCAGCCUUUUUAAAUUCCUAAUAUCACUGCAGCAAGAGUUGCUGAACAGGAGUGUAUACAAGUCAGAACAGUAAUGUACAAAAAAAAUGUUAUAUUUUUACUGUUUGUGCCUCUACAGUAUCACUUAGACUAAGUUUUUGACAGUAAACUUGUUAUUCAAUUAUUAACUUAUUAAGAAUUAUUGUUCAAAGAGAUCAGGAUCAUGAUUGUUAUAUCUAAUCAUUUUAUUUUGUUGAAAAGUUGUGCAAUACUGUAAUACACCUAAGAAGAAAACUGCAGACACUGUUUAUUUAUGUCACCAAUAACUUAAUUCAAUCACAGGCAACAGGCAGGUUAACUUAAAAAGUAAAACAUGUUUUUCAAAUGUUGUCUUAAAGUCAUUCAUUUUAUCCUCUAUUGCAGUUGUGUCAUGCAUGGAUGAUGCUGGGUUGCAAAGUGAAAAUAUGGCUAUGGCUCCCUCCAGUGAGAAGCUACUGAUAUUGCAUUUGGAACCUGCACAGCUGCAGCACUGAGCUGAAAAGUGCAGAUAUAAGCAAAGAUAAUACCACACAGAGCAUUAUGAAUAUAAACCAAAUAACCAAAUUGCAGCGAGAUGCAUCAGUUUUUUUUCCGGUUUGGUUUAGUACUCAAAUUGCGAUAUCCUUUGCUGCUGUAAGUUUUAAAACUUCAGCGAACCUAAACUUCAGCAGAUUUGAAAAACAAUCUGAAGUGUUGAAUCACAUUGCAGAAAUAACAAAAUAAGUCCUAUGGUUCAGCGAAUUUCCCUCCAAGUUCUGUCCCUAUGCAGCCUGAAACCCAAUGACAAAAGCCUUUCUUCAUUUUUUUCCCCCUCUGCUGCAGAAUGUUUGGUAUGUGCAACCAUCAAGAAAACUAGCUUUCAUAACCCUGAAUCAACAAGAGGCACCAGAUAAACAUCUUCAGCCUGGUAUAAUGCAAAUAUAACAAUGUAAAUAAACAUGGCACUCUCCAUAAAUCUGCAAUAACAAACUUCAGACUGAGGUUUACAAACAGUGGAAUCCCCCCCCCCCUUGCGCUAACAUACAAGCUACAUGCACACACACACACACGGAGAACUUGCCACAACAAGAGAGCUGGUCACAAAAUACCACAUGCCUUUGAUCUGACAGACAGGAACAAAGACAUAAUCCAUGUUUCAUAGAAACUCUACAUGAAAACCAAACACACUCACACUCACACACAGUAUGCAACGCUUGACUGCCAACAGAGAGAAGAGGCCACCUAUUAUCAGAGAUAGGAAGACUGCCGGUUCAAAACUAUCAGAGCAUUUCCAAUCCAGUGAACCUAAAAUCUACUGUUACUCAAUACAUGAGGAAAUCUGAUCUUUCAAUUGCAGCCUGCCUGAAAUCUCUAAAGCCGUUUACUGUCUGAACUGCACAAUAAAAGAAUAUGUCUUACUAAGCAAUAAACAAACAGUGCUUUUUCUUCAAGAUAAAACCUCUUUUAUUUAUUGAGGAGAUUCAUGAAAAAUAUAAAUACUGACAACAAUUUGGUCAGUGAAGCUUUACUUUUUUUAGGAGAUCUCUGUGUGACAAGAUAAUCUAACUCAAAGGUUCACUUACUAGCUUUUUGAAUGAGAUGGGGACCAUGAAAUGCAGUUAAAAGUUCCUAAAAAGGUAGUUAGCGGACCUUUGAGUUGAGAGGUAGGAAUAGAGAACUGGUGAGAAGAGCCCAUGUGCUUUAACUUAACUUCUAGCAAUUAAGUGGGACAAAUUCAGUUUUCACCUGGCCAGCAACCCACUGCGCCUGCGUGUGUGUGUGUGUGUGUGUGUGUGUGAUUGUGUGUAAAGAGAGAGAGAGAGAGGAGCAGCAGGAAUAUGGAGCUGUCUACGUUUGACCCUUUCAACAUCAACUCCAAUAAAGCAGAGAACACAGGAAGAGCUUUGAAGUCCGGCAAGACUUAUUGAAGCACCUCCCGGUAACUUUGACCCCACAGUGGAACCCCUGGGCUCUCAGGGUCGCUAUAGAAACAGCUGAAAUACUUUUCGAAAGUUUUUUUCUUUUCAUUUUUUUUUUUCUAGCCGACCUUGCUCCCGGGGGUCAUGUUGUGGAAUGCUGCACAGCUACCUGAGUUCAAAGUGUUCAGUAGCAGGAAGAGAGAGAGGAGGAUUGAGAAGAAGAGGAGGAGGAGGAGGAGGAGGAGGGAGAGAAGAAGGAAGAAGUAGAUAUGGGGGAGAGGAGAGGGGAGAAAAAAGGGAUGAUAGCUGCAUGUGAAAGAGGCAAAACCAGCAGGGAGAGAAGUUGAGAGAAAAAAAGAGAAACUAAAAACUGAGGAGGAGCACAAGAGGGGACUGGAACAGUAGGCGAGCUUCGAGAAAAAAAUGGCAAGGGAAAAUGAAAAGAGCCAAGGAAUGUGAAGAAAGAGAAGGAGAAUGACAGAAAAGAAGCAAUUAUAUUGGGGGAACCCUCAGAGCUAGAGCUGAGUACAAUCAUGCUCAGACUUUGUACUGGUUAGGGCCAUUAGAGGAUAAAAGAUAAUGAUACAGGAAUGAAAAAGUCAUGAAGGGGAAGCAGUUGAGUUCGGACAUGGCUCUAACGUCCUCACUGAUUAGAGGAGAAUAGACAGACAUGGUGGUAAUGAGAAAUGAUUAGUCCAGCUACAGGGGGUUUAGCUUAAUGAGUGUAAGUAGUGACCAGACCCACACACCACCUCCGCCGCAGGCAGAAAUGCACCCUGAAAUACACAUUGACAGUUUUCAUACCACAAAGGGACUAUACAUUCUGAAAAAUGUUUGUGUGAUUAUGAGUGAGUCUCCGACUUCAGUUUCCCAAAAGACUGUCAAUGGAGGACAUCCAGGAGGUGAAUCUUGUGCUCAGUGUGUCCAUAUUCAACUAAUUAUUUCAGUUUGCAUGAUUUUGGCAACAUAUGCAUUAGUUCCGUGAUUAAACAUACUGUUUUUUAUCUAAAAAUGUGAAAGAGAGAAAGAGAUUAAGGAGAUACGGGAGUCAGACAGAUGUUUGGUCUUCGUGAACUCCUCUUUGUCUGUUGUCAUUCCUCACAGCCUUCUUUCUGUCUUUAUCAACACAUCAGCGUAUCUUCUGUCCUCCAGCAUCUUGUUUUGUUCUUUUUUCUCCUCCUUGAUCUUCCUCAGUAUCUAUUUUUCCAUCAGCCAGUGCCAGCCAGCAACUUUAAACAUCUGUCCUUGGAACUCAUCAAGGCCAUUGUGAUGCUAUAAUUCUCACGUGCACAUAAAAUAGCAUGCAUUCAAAAGGCACACAAAAGCAACAAUACAUCAUAUUUCAGACAUCAGUAAUAUGUCUGUAUAGACAGUAUAGACAUAGAGGUACAUUAUUAAAUUGUAUUAGCAGUGUAGAAAGUUUUCCAUUCCUGUGUUGAUGUAUUAUGUUGAUAGUCUGUUAAAAGUUAAAUGGCGCCAGUCCUACUCUCCUUGUGUCUUUAUAGUCAAAUAAAUCGUAUAAAAGCCAAAACACAAUCUUGUUUAUUACAUGCUUGCACAUUUGUGUGUGUGUGCGUUUUCUGUUUCAUCACAUCGUUCAAACUCAAAUUGUACAAACAGGACAAACACAUUUUCUAACACUGACUCAAAACAGCCAUAAAGUCAGAGAUUUAUCUGCCCUCUUCAGCUGCUCAUGGUUUAUAUUCUAUCGGACACACAUUAAAACCAAAUGCUGAGGCGUAGCUAAUGCUCACUGAACUUUUUAACUAUGAGACAAUAAAAUCGACCAAAGCAGACUUUUAUUGCUGUUGAUGUACAGCACAUCAAUGAACAAAAAUUAGUUUUAAAUGAACUGCGUGAGCCAAAGUGUAUACUUGUCCUUGGCUGAAGCAAAACAAUGACGAUGUUUCUCGUUCACCACUUGGCACAAACAGCACAGGAUGAACUCAUGCUGAAUGUAAAGUAAUAAAGUAGUUCAAAUGUAUCAUAAACUGCAUUCUGUGUGCUGUAUUAUUAUUCUGUGUACAUGCUGAAAGGUGACAGCCUAUAAGUGCAACUUUCACUCCCAUCCAAAUCCAGCAGCCUUGUUCAUGCCAACCAAUCACACCUGACCUCUGACCUUUCAGGCUGACCUCUGACACCAGCUGACAGCACUGAUUUGGAAUGAAUGGCUUUGACAAGCUUCUGCUUUCCAGCACACUGACACAAGAGCAGCCCACCAGAACAGUGUGCUAAUAAACAUUGAAAUGACAACAAAAUGAUAAAUGACCAAAUCACCUGGUCUGCUUUGUAGCACUGACUUUUUUUUAAAAUUUGGAAAUAUCGCAACAAUUAUAACAUUAUUAGUUUUGAAUUCUUAUAUUUAAAAAACGUCAAGUUUAGUUCCUAGAAAACAGUAAAUUUUUGAGUUGCUACCUUCUGAAUAAAAAUCCUGUUUCCUUUGGUUAAAUAAUUGUAUCUACUUUCCCAGUGGAUAAAAAUGAUUCAUUUGGAAAAUCCCAACAGCUCAAGAUUUUUCACAAAGCAUUCUUGACCGCCUCCUCCCUGAUUAU
Molecule: messenger RNA, 7812 nt
Organism: Thunnus maccoyii (southern bluefin tuna)
Lineage: Eukaryota; Metazoa; Chordata; Actinopteri; Scombriformes; Scombridae
Exons: 4
Coding region: 1222-2841 (539 amino acids)
Biological process (GO): monocarboxylic acid transport; transmembrane transport
Molecular function (GO): monocarboxylic acid transmembrane transporter activity
Source: RefSeq, a predicted model, not a curated record